AUGAAUGGAGUUUUACGUCCUGCUCUUCUGCAUAUUAUUGAGCCAAUGAAAUCACUAUGGUUGGAGAGUAGUACACCAGGUAGUCUGACACUCAAGCUUCCUUCAAAAACUAUUUUGACGUCACAAUAUGUACUGAAAGUUCCCGGCAAACAAGGAGUGGUGUUUGAAAAUGAAAAAUACCUGAGCGUUUCCCGCCAAAAAAUGACGACGUUGAUUCAAACGGACAAGGCCAUGUAUAAAGGGAGACAAACAGUGAAUUUCCGGGUGGUGACGAUUUAUCCUAAUUUAAAACCGUUUAAAGGAGAAGUGGAUGUCGAUAUUACGGACGAUAAAGGUAAUAGAAUGAAACAGUGGAAGGGAAGGUCCUCAUCAACUGGUGUCAUUCUAGAGAGACUACAUCUUAGUGAGGAACCCAGAACGGGAACCUGGUUUAUAAAAGUUCGAAUCCCCAGUCUUAGUGGCUACAGUAAACAACAAUCAUUUCUUGUUCAACAUUAUGAAUUACCUAAAUUUGAAGUUAAAGUUGAGUUACCUCCCUUUGGACUACAUUCAGACACAGAAAUUCAUGGUACUGUGAAAGCAACAUAUACAUUUGGCAAGCCUGUCGAAGGUCAUUUGGAUCUGAGAGCCUAUGCUGGAGUAAUCAGGGACUCGUGUGGUAUGGAAGCCAAGUCCGUGCAACAAGUUUCAAAGAUCAAUGGCGAAGAGAAAUUUAUAUUUUCUGUGGCCGACAUCAAGAAAUCGAGAAGUUAUUGGAAUAAUUUGUCUAAUGUCCAGAUUGUAGCCCGAGUAACUGAGAAGGUGACUGGUAAAACGCUGAACGGAACGGGAGAGAUAAGUAUCUACCAGUCUAAAUAUAAAGUCGAUUUUCUCCCUAUUACACCAUCAACAUUUAAACCCGGACUACCCUACACUGCUUAUGUUAAAGUCACAACACAAGAUGGCGUCCCGGUCACAGCACAGACAUCACGUGAUAAAAUAGAAGUGUACACAUGCGCAGACUUCACCAGACAAGAUCCAGACCAAAAUAAAUAUGCCUGUCACCAAUUCCAGGGCACCUACGCUCUACCCAAACAAUCGCUGAGCCCCACUCCCUCGGGAAUCGCCAAAGUUGACAUCGGCGAGAUUCCUGUCAAUACCACCAGCAUUAAAAUGAAGGCGUGGUUUAAAGAAAUCCAGCAACAGUAUACAGUAUCGUCUGCCUACUCUAAAAGUAAUAACUAUAUACAGAUCUCCAUCAAACCUUCAACUAACAAAAUCAAGGUUGAUCAGGAAUUGGAGUUUAGCAUUUUAACAACAGAACCAGUCGAUAGAGUUCAUUAUAUGAUUAAAGCUAGAGGAAAAGUUCACUCUGUGGAAAGCCACAAUAUGUUGAAUCCCCAGUCCUCCACCGUGAAGAUCCCCGUGACGACCAGCAUGUCCCCCUCAUCUCAUAUUCUGGUUUAUUAUACACGAGGUACUGGAGAGAUUGUCGCCGAUGGUUUGACCUUCUCGGUUGAUCGUCUGUUUAAUCACGAGGUAUCAUUGAAGUAUAACCGAGAAAAGGCCACCCCUGAUGAUUCUAUAGACCUUAUUGUAUCUGGUAAACCUCGAGCCCAGGUGUUCGUCCUGGCGGUAGAUCAGAGUGUCUUACUGCUGAAAUCCGGUAAUGAUUUAACUCAAGAUAAGGUGAAAGCAGAAAUGGAAAUGUUUAGUGAUGUACCUAAUGCCAUUAAAUAUCCAAAUUGGAGAUACGGCUACCAAUCCUCGGCCUCGCGAUUUCAACAAUUUUUUCAGGAAGCUGGGGUGACUAUUCUAUCGGACUUAGACGAGUUCCGGCAAACUAGAAGAAAAUAUCGCCCACAACAAGUGCAUUACGGUGGUGAGGCGCGAGGUGCUCCAGGGAUGCCCGGUUACUCUAGCGCGCCUCUUCCAAUCGCUGGGUUGGCAGAACCAGACCGAGUAAGGAGCGUCUUCCCUGAAACUUGGUAUUGGGAGAAUAAAACUGUCGGAGCUGAUGGAACGGCUACAUUCAAUGCCAAGGCUCCCGAUACCAUUACCUCGUGGGUGGCCAGUGCUUUCGGUGUUCAUAAUAAUCUAGGACUCGGUGUAGCUGCGGAGACUGCCUCGCUGUUAGUCGAGAAACCAUUCUUUGUCAGUUUAAAUCUACCAUCAUCAGUGAAGUUUGGUGAAGUCGUAGCUAUCCAAGCUAUUGUUUUUAAUUACCUAGACCAGGCUGUCCCAGUAACUGUCAGCCUAACUAACUCCAAUGAUUUUUAUAGUGUAGAUAUUCUAUCGAAUGGAGACGAGCAGGAUUCUUCUGAAGACAAAUCUGUUACAGUCACGGUGCCUUCCGGUUCACCAACCCCAAUCUAUUUCCCUAUCCGACCUAGAAUUAGGGGUAGAAUUGAUAUUGAGGUAACAGCCAGAUCUUUCUUAGCCGCUGAUGCUGUCAGACGACAAUUGUUAGUCCGACCGGAGGGAAUUCGAAGAGAGAAAAAUACUAAUUUGAUUGUAAAGAUGAGUUUAAAAAAUGAUUUUGAGAAAUCCAUUGACUUCAAUCCACCAACUGACAUCGUACCAGAUACCAUGAAAAUUAAACUCUCGGCCACUGGAGAUAUACUAGGUCUUACAGUCGAUAAUCUACGUAAUUUAAUCCAGCUACCUACUGGUUGUGGUGAACAGAAUAUGAUGAAGUUUGUACCCAAUAUCUAUAUAGCUGAUUAUCUAUAUACCACUAACCAGGCAGAGGAUAAUCUGGUUCGCCGUAUUAAACAAUAUCUAGAACUUGGUUACCAGAAACAGUUAACGUACCAGAGAUACGAUUGGGCCUAUGGUCCGUUUGGUGAAUCCGAUCCCGCCGGUAGUAUUUGGUUGACAUCGUUCGUAAUCCGAUCGUUCCAGCAAGCUAGUGAAUAUAUUUAUAUAGAUGAUGACAAAACAGCUAGUUCUAUAAGCUGGGUGCUGGACAGACAGAAUCUUGAUGGUUCCUUUACAGAACAGGGCACUAUUAUAGAUAGACAUUUACAGGAAAGUACAAUGGGAUUAACAGCCUAUGUUUUAGCCUCGUUAAUUGAAAUCCGGGAUAAUGUCCAAAUACUUUAUAAGCCUUAUAACUACUAUAAAAACGAGACUAUAGAACUGUUUAAUAAUGUUACAAGAAAUGCUACCAGAUAUCUGGAGAAGAACAUUGAUUCUACCACUGAUGUUUAUGAACUGGCUAUAGCGUCUUAUGUUUUAACUCGAACUGGCAGUCCUAAAGCUGGUCCAGCCUUUACUAGACUUGAAGCCAUGUUGGUGUCUAGAGGUGACACCAAACAUCUAAAAGUUAAAAAAGAAACCAAAAAUCAACCUAAAGUCACUAACAAUGACGUCAUCACAUCCCAUGACAUCAUAGCCACGUCAUAUCUAUUAAUGACGUAUCUAGAAAGUGGCGAUAUUCAGACCAGUUUCUCUGUAAUGAAGUUUUUACUGAGCCAAAGAAAUAAAAAUGGUGGAUUUAAAUCUUCUCAAGAUACAGUGGUAGCUUUAGAAGCUUUGAGUAAAUUUGCCGCUGCUACCAGACCAGCUGAUUUUAACAUGGGGAUUGAUAUUAGAACAGAUACUGGUGAAGUCUUACAGUUUAAGGUCCAUUCUCAAAACGCCUUGGUUUUACAACAAAAACCGUUAAAGGGGGACGUGAAAAACAUAAAAAUAACAGGCCGUGGAAAUGGUGUGGGAUAUUUAGAUAUCAGUACAGUAUAUCACGUGACUGGUGAUUCUACUAAUACAGAUUUUGAUAUCAGUACAGUUCUAUUAGAUGAUAAUAUUAAUGGUUUUACUCUUAUGACGUGUUGCAAGGUCCUGAAUGACGAACCAACUGGUAUGGCAACAGCUAAAGUACAAAUUCCAGCAGGAUUCGAACCCGAUAUAUCGAACAUCAAUGUUGUCGGUGUUAGGAAAGUUGAAAAGUCUGGAAAUGACGUCAACAUUUAUUAUGAUCAGAUUGGUGAAACAUCAACGUGUGUCAGUUUACAGGCUUCUAGAUCCAGUAUGGUGUCCAGUUCUCAGAAAUGUUUUGUAGAAGUUACUGAUUAUUAUCAACCUAGUAAAUCUUCGACAGUAUCGUAUCAUCCUCGUAAGUUAAAGAAUUCUAAAGUAUGUGAUGUCUGUCCUGAUUGUAAUAUGAACUGUAUGUAG
Messenger RNA from Lottia gigantea (owl limpet), 4158 nucleotides. RefSeq lists its product as hypothetical. Gene Ontology annotation, molecular function: endopeptidase inhibitor activity. Gene Ontology annotation, cellular component: extracellular region. The transcript is spliced from 34 exons. The record is from RefSeq and is a predicted model, not a curated record. NCBI's taxonomy places the organism in Eukaryota, Metazoa, Mollusca, Gastropoda, Lottiidae. The coding region runs from base 1 to 4158 and encodes 1385 amino acids.